AUGUCGGAGUUGAAGUUUGUAUUUAACACCACAUUUCAAGAAUCAUCCCCCAUAUCGCAUUCUCCUCCUUGUUUAGUCAUCCCCAUAUCGCAUUCUCCUCCUUGUUUAGUCAUCCCCAUAUCGCAUUCUCCUCCUUGUUUAUUCAUCCCCAUAUCGCAUUCUCCUAAUUGUUUAGUCAUCCCCAUAUCGCAUUCUCCUCCUUGUUUAGUCAUCCCCAUAUCGCAUUCUCCUCCUUGUUUAGUCAUCCCCAUAUCGCAUUCUCCUCCUUGUUUAGUCAUCCCCAUAUCGCAUUCUCCUCCUUGUUUAGUCAUCCCCAUAUCGCAUUCUCCUCCUUGUUUAGUCAUCCCCAUAUCGCAUUCUCCUCCUUGUUUAGUCAUCCCCAUAUCGCAUUCUCCUCCUUGUUUAGUCAUCCCCAUAUCGCAUUCUCCUCCUUGUUUAGUCAUCCCCAUAUCGCAUUCUCCUCCUUGUUUAGUCAUCCCCAUAUCGCAUUCUCCUCCUUGUUUAGUCAUCCCCAUAUCGCAUUCUCCUCCUUGUUUAGUCAUCCCCAUAUCGCAUUCUCCUCCUUGUUUAGUCAUCCCAUAUCGCAUUCUCCUCCUUGUUUAUCAUCCCCAUAUCGCAUUCUCCUCCUUGUUUAGUCAUCCCCAUAUCGCAUUCUCCUCCUUGUUUAGUCAUCCCCAUAUCGCAUUCUCCUCCUUGUUUAGUCAUCCCCAUAUCGCAUUCUCCUCCUUGUUUAGUCAUCCCCAUAUCGCAUUCUCCUCCUUGUUUAGUCAUCCCCAUAUCGCAUUCUCCUCCUUGUUUAGUCACCCCAUGUUCCCCCCUUAUUUAUUCAUCCCCAUUUCGUAUUCCUCUCCUUAUUUAUUCAUCCCCAUUUCGUAUUCCCUCCCUUAUUUAUUCACUCCAUAUCGUAUUCCCCCCCUUAUUUAUUCACCGCCAUAUCAUAUACUCCCCACUUUAUUUAUUCUCAAUAUCAUAUUCCCCCUUUAUUUAAUCACCCCAUAUCGUAUUCACCCACAAAUCCCCCUUAUUUAUUCACCCCCAUAUCCUGAACCGAGUCCUCCAGUAAUCACUGAUGAUCUUUUGGCGGGGGCGGUCAAGAAAGAGGGUGACCGUCAGGUACUGAAAUGCCGGGCUUAUGGACAGCCGACGCCAACAUAUGUUUGGCUGAAGAAUGGACAAAAACUUACGGAGACCGUGGAGGACACGCUUGAGUUGUCCCACAUCAAGCGGUCAGAUGCGGGGAAAUAUCAGUGCAUUGCCAAAAAUUCAGUUGGCGCCGUCCUCAGUAAAACAGCCGAAAUCAAGGUUGCAUAUAUCAAUCCAUUCAGUACUUCCUUGCCCCAGCAAGUUGAGACUAACAUCGGCCAUGCUGCCCUCAUACCAGUUCCACCAAUUAGCAGCGUCCCCUAUGCAGACAUUAGUUGGCUUAAUGGUACAACCAAGAUGUCCUCUGAAGGAAGACGCUAUGACUACACAUCCAACCAAAGUCUUGUGCUCCUUGAUGUUACCCCAAAUGACAAUGGUACCACAUUCACAGCCGUGGCAGAUAAUUCUUUAAAUCCAAAAAACUUUUUUUCCCCUUUUUUUUUCCUUUUUUUUUUUCAUCCUUUUUUUUUUUUCCUUUUUCCCCUUUUUUCCUUUUUUCUUUUUCCCCCUUUUUUUUUUUUUCCUUCCCUUUUUUCCCUUUUUUUUUCCCUUUUUUCCCCUUUUUUUUUUCCCCCUUUUUCCCUCCUUAACUUUUUUUCCCCUUUUUCCCCUCCAUUUUCCUUCCCCCUUUUUCCCUCCUUUUCCCCACCUCCUUUUCCUUCCCUUUUCCCUUUUUUUUUUAUACCUUUUUCUAUUUUUUCCCUUUUCCUUCCCCCUUUCCCCUCCCCUUUUCCUUCCCUUUUUCCCUGUAUUUCCCUCCCUUUUCCCUCAUUUUCCUUCCCCCUUUUUUCCUUUUUCCUUCCCCCCUUUUUCCUUUUUUUUCUUUUCCCCUUUUUCUUUUUUUCCCCCUUUUUCUUUUUUUUCCUGAAUUGA
This is a messenger RNA of Acanthosepion pharaonis, 2016 nucleotides long. The record is from the annotation of a GenBank genome assembly. NCBI's taxonomy places the organism in Eukaryota, Metazoa, Mollusca, Cephalopoda, Sepiida, Sepiidae.